AUGAUUACGCUUAUAUCGAAGUUUGUCCACGACCUUAGUGUAAACCAGCUCCUGCUUACCGUUCUUGGUUUUGUUGUCGGUCUGGCACUAAGCUUCAGAAGCUCCACUGCCUACGAGCGAUACAAUGACGGCCGUAAAUACUGGGCACAACUCGCUUUCCAGUCCCAGAACCUUGCUCGCCUUAUUUGGAUUCACGUCGAUGAACGGCAUGAAAAAGACGCUGAGCUCGGCAAACAAGAUCUUCUUGCCAAGAUCAAUUGUCUCAACUUGAUCGCCGCGUAUGCAGUCGCACUCAAGCACAAGCUCCGGUUCGAGCCUGGCGUCCAUUACGAUGACCUAAAGCACCUGGUCGGCCACUUGGACACCUUCGCACGCGAUGCUGAUCAGCCAGAAGCCAAUAAACCAGGUAUAUUCAAGACGGCAGGACAGUUCCUCGGGCUACCCAUGGCCGAAUCAAACCCACGCAAAUUGCUGAAGCGCUCGCGUGUGCCACUCGGUAACCUUCCUCUGGAAAUCCUCAACCACCUGAGUGUCUACAUGAAGUCGAUCUACGAAAACGGCACCUUCAAAGUUUCCAUCUACCAAACGCAAUCUCUCAACGCGCUCACAAGCUUCAAUGAUGUGCUUGCGGGGACUGAGCGCAUCCUUUCCACUCCGCUCCCCUUGGCGUAUAGCAUUGCCAUCAGCCAAAUCACUUGGGUGUAUAUCCUUCUCCUGCCCUUCCAACUAUACAAGCUCCUGGGAUACAUCACGAUCCCCGCAAGCGUCUUUGCAGCCUACAUUAUCCUGGGCAUUGCGCUCAUCGGUCGUGAGAUUGAAAAUCCCUUCGGUACUGAUGUGAAUGACUUGCCGCUAGACGCAUUCUGCCUGCAGAUCAGGAAAGAUGUGGAUAUCAUCAUGAGUAAAGCAGCGCCAAGCAUCGAGCAAGUGGUCAUGCACCCGGACAACCAGCUUCUCUAUCCGUUGAGCAACGUGGGUAGUGCAGAAUGGGCGGCGAAGAGUGUUGAUGAGAUUAGGGACGCGUUGGCGACUAAGCCUGGUCUGCAUUUCCCGUUGGUCGAACACAACGAGCAUCCGAAGCCUGGU
Messenger RNA from Alternaria alternata, 1086 nucleotides. RefSeq names its product UPF0187-domain-containing protein. The record is from RefSeq and is a predicted model, not a curated record. Gene Ontology annotation, molecular function: chloride channel activity. The transcript is spliced from 3 exons. Lineage: Eukaryota; Fungi; Ascomycota; Dothideomycetes; Pleosporales; Pleosporaceae. The annotation marks the transcript as partial.